Capronia coronata CBS 617.96 is the source of this 525-nucleotide messenger RNA. RefSeq lists its product as uncharacterized. The coding region runs from base 1 to 525 and encodes 174 amino acids. The record is from RefSeq and is a predicted model, not a curated record. The transcript has a single exon. NCBI's taxonomy places the organism in Eukaryota, Fungi, Ascomycota, Eurotiomycetes, Chaetothyriales, Herpotrichiellaceae.
AUGAAUUCUGUACCGUCGCCUCCACCUCGAUCUCCGGAUCGACUUCUGCCCGGCGCUGCAGCAGUCCGUUCGUGGGGUUCAGCAUCACCGCCGCCUCAGGGUUCUUCGCACCUGUCUGUCUCAGACCAAAGCGAAUACUCGGAGGGCAGUGGCCAACAUCAGCCGACCAGCCGAUUCCAACAGCCGGCCCCGAUGGAUCCUACCGCGGCCGGCUAUGUUGCCGAGAUUCACGGAAUGCCUGAAGAACAGCGCAACGUCCACCAGCUUCCGGAUGACCAAGUUCAACCUCGAGCCUCUCACCAACGGAACAUCUCCGGAGUGUCCGGCCCAUCUGCUGAUUCGGCCGGAGGACCAUAUUAUUCUGGCCAGCAGUCUGCACAGGAGUCAUAUGAACUGCCCGGCCAAAGUGCUGGGCCUGCAGCAGCGCAGUCGGGGGCUGGGUACCGUGGCGUGGAUCCCGAAGUUCCCCUGCAUCAGCGAGUGCCCAUCCGAGCUGGCCAUAUCAGGCCUUCCACCAAUUUCUGA